Molecule: messenger RNA, 1003 nt
Organism: Cephus cinctus (wheat stem sawfly)
Lineage: Eukaryota; Metazoa; Arthropoda; Insecta; Hymenoptera; Cephidae
Exons: 3
Coding region: 10-903 (297 amino acids)
Source: RefSeq, a predicted model, not a curated record
CCGGUCCGAAUGACAAUGUGUCCUGCGACCUCUGGCCGAGUUUGUAGAAACAACUCGUCCGACGCGUCAGUGCCCGCUUGUAGCCCGAGGGUUACGGACGCGUUUUAUAUUAGGAUCCUCUAUCCCGUGAAAAAAGUUGAAAUGCAGUGCCGUUCGGGAUCCACAAUCCUGCCGAUCGCGGCGUCGCUACUGAUGCUUGCACUUGGCCCAGCACGUUCGAGUAUGACACCUGCUUCGAGCAUUCUUUGUCCUUGCCCUACGAACGAGCCGAUCCUACCGUCCGCGUCACCGGCAGCAGCGUCAUCGGCAUCGGCAUCGGCAUCGGCAUCGUUAUCGGCGCAGGCCGCACCAGCGACUGCGAAUUCAGACGAUAUGACAACAGGAUGGAACUGGAGUUGGCACUGGAGCCGGAAGGCCCUCCUCGUGCGAGGUGUACCCUGCUUCUGUGAUCUUGGCGCAAGACCCAUCAGAGACGAUUACGUCUACACGCCUGGGAUCGGUUCGCACAAAUUGCACACCCGAGCACUCGUAUGGAACGAGGCUAGAAAGAUGUGUAACGAGGAGGGCGGACAUCUCGCCAUUGUAAAUUCCCUGGCCGAGGCACACGUGCUCGUGGAAAUAUUCAAUGCCUCGGGUCCCGUGAAGGGGGCCUCUUACACGAAUGUUGCAUAUCUUGGCGUUCAUGACCUAUACAAGGAAGGCGAAUGGGUGACGAUCCUCGGCGAGUCUUUAGCUCGCACGGGUUACACAAAAUGGAGCGACAAGUGGGGCGGCCAGCCGGACAAUGGCCAAGGAAAGCAACACUGUGGCGUCUUUAUGAAUGAAGGCGGACUCGACGAUGUAGCAUGCGACGUUCCCUUUGCCUUCUUCUGCGAGCUGCCUGAUUUUCAGGUUCCUCGUUGACUCUACUUUCUUUUCUUUUUUUUUCUCAUUCGACAGCUCAAAUCACGUAUCCCUUUACGAUUAAGUACCUUGCCUGUACCUAUUAAAUUCUGAAGUUUAA